AUGGCUUUCGCCGGGAUGGCUUCCAUCCCCAACUACGAUAGCACGGCGCAAACAUCUGGUGUCCCCAUCGCCUCUGGCCGCGCCAACCACCACGAGGAGGAAGAAAUCGCUGCUGCAAACCAGAAUACCGUCGAUACCGCCGCCACCUCCGUCACCGACGUCGCCCCGAGCGACUCGACCCACAAGAAGCCCUUGACUUCCCAGGACAGCGACAACAUCUCCGCCGUGGGCGAUGACGAUUCCGAGAUGGAGCGCCGUCAUUCCCUAGUGCAGUCGCUAGCCCGCAAGUACUCCCACGCCUCCGCCGCCGCCGUGGGGGGAAACCCCUUCUUCGCCGACGAGACCUCGCCUGUGAACCCCAACUCGCCCAACUUCAAUGGCCGCGCCUGGGCCCGCGCCAUCGUCGACCUCGUCUCUCAGAAUGGCGCCUCGUUCCGCACCUCUGGUGUCGCCUUCCAGAACCUGAAUGUCUUUGGCUUCGGCCAGGCUACCGACUACCAGAAGGACGUCGGCAACAUCUGGCUGAGCGCCAUUGGUCUGGCCCGCAAGUUCACCGGCGGCGGAAAGACGAGAAUCGACAUCCUCCGCAACUUUGAUGGUCUCGUUCGCAAGGGUGAGAUGCUGGUUGUUUUGGGUCCUCCCGGCUCCGGUUGCUCGACUUUCCUCAAGACUAUUGCUGGUGAGACAAACGGUCUCUACACGGACGAUACCUCCUACUUCAACUACCAGGGAAUGACCGCCAAGGAGAUGCAUACCCACCAUCGCGGCGAGGCCAUUUACACGGCCGAGGUGGACGUCCAUUUCCCCCAGCUGUCUGUUGGCGACACUUUGACCUUCGCCGCCCGCGCGCGUCAGCCCCGCCAGCUUCCCGAGGGCCUUGAUAAGAACACCUUCGCCCAGCACCUGAGGGACGUCGUCAUGGCCCUCUUCGGCAUUUCACAUACCGUCAACACUCGUGUCGGUAACGAGUACAUCCGUGGUGUGUCCGGUGGUGAACGCAAGCGUGUCACGAUUGCCGAGGCCGCCCUCUCCGGCGCCCCCCUUCAGUGCUGGGACAACAGUACUCGUGGUCUGGAUUCCGCCAACGCCAUCGAAUUCUGCAAGACGCUCCGCCUGCAGACCGAGCUCUUCGACAGCACCGCCUGCGUGUCCAUCUACCAGGCCCCUCAGAGCGCCUACGACCUGUUCGACAAGGUCGUCGUCCUGUACGAGGGUCGCCAGAUCUUCUUCGGCAGGGCCACCGAUGCCAAGCAGUACUUCAUCAAUCUGGGCUACGAUUGCCCCGCCCGCGCCACCACGCCCGAUUUCCUGACCUCCAUGACGAGUCCCCACGAGCGUCAUGUCCGUCCCGGCUGGGAGAACAAGGCGCCUCGUACCCCCGACGAGUUCGCCACCGCGUGGAAGAACAGCACCAACUACACGGCCUUGCAGGCCGAGAUCGACGAGUACAAGCAGUCUCACCCCUUUAACGGACCCGACGCCGAGGCCUUCCGUGCCUCCAAGAAGGCCCAGCAGGCCAGGGGACAGCGCGCCAAGUCUCCCUUCACCCUGUCCUACGCGCAACAGGUGCAACUCUGCUUGUGGCGUGGAUUCCGCCGCCUAGUCGGUGACCCCAGCAUCACUGUCGGUUCUCUCAUCGGAAACGUCGCCAUGGGUCUGAUCAUCGGAAGUGUUUUCUACAACCUGCAAAUGACCACCGACAGCUUCUUCCAGCGUGGUUCCCUCCUCUUCUUCGCCCUGCUCAUGAACGCCUUCUCCAGUGCCCUCGAAAUCCUCACGCUGUAUGCUCAACGCCCGAUUGUCGAGAAGCACGCCCGCUACGCCCUGUACCACCCGUCCGCUGAGGCUGUUGCGUCCAUGCUGUGCGAUAUGCCGUACAAGAUCAUGAACACCAUCGUCUUCAACCUAAUCCUCUACUUCAUAACGAACCUGCGCCGCGAGCCCGGGGCAUUCUUCUUCUUCCUUCUGAUAUCGUUCUUCACCGUCCUGACAAUGUCCAUGAUCUUCCGAACCAUCGCCUCGUCGUCACGAACCCUGUCGCAAGCCAUGGUUCCGGCUGCCAUCCUCAUCUUGGACCUCGUCAUUUUCACCGGCUUCGUCAUCCCCAUCGACUACAUGCUGGACUGGUGCCGCUGGUUGAACUACCUUGACCCCCUAGCGUACGCCUUUGAGGCCCUGAUUGUUAACGAGUUCCACGGCCGCAACUUUAGGUGCUCGGAGACCAGCUUCGUGCCCGACCCCCGUGUCCCUGGAUACCAGAACCUGCCCGCUUCUCAGCGUGUCUGCAACGCCAUCGGCGCUGUUGCCGGUCUUGACUUCGUCAAUGGUGACGACUAUGUCCAGUCUGGUUUCCGUUACAGCUACGCUCACCGCUGGCGAAACUUCGGUAUCCUCAUAGCUUUUAUGCUCUUCUUCCUAGUGACGUACAUGGUCACGGCCGAGCUGGUGUCGGAGAAGCAGUCCAAGGGUGAGGUUCUCGUGUUUCGCCGCGGACACAAGCCCGCCGCCCUUGCCGAGAAGCACACCGACGACCCUGAAGACAUCCGCGUUGGACCCGUCACCACUGCUGAGCGCAACCGCUUCAACGAGAAGAGCGAUGGUCUUAUCGAGGAGCAGAAGUCCACAUUUCACUGGAACAACGUCUGCUAUGAUGUUCAAAUCAAGAACGAAACAAGACGUAUUCUGGAUCACGUUGACGGUUGGGUCAAGCCUGGCACCCUGACCGCUCUCAUGGGUGUCUCGGGUGCCGGCAAGACGACGCUUCUUGACUGUUUGGCUGACCGCACUUCCAUGGGUGUCAUCACCGGUGAGAUGUUGGUUGACGGUUGGCACCGCGAUACUUCCUUCCAGCGCAAGACGGGUUACGUCCAGCAGCAGGAUCUGCAUUUGCAGACUACCACCGUCCGCGAGGCCCUCAACUUCAGCGCCCUUCUUCGUCAGCCUGAGCACGUCCCUAAACAGGAGAAGCUUGAUUACGUUGAGGAGGUCAUUAAGCUGUUGGAUAUGGAGGAGUACGCUGACGCUGUUGUUGGUGUACCUGGUGAAGGUCUUAACGUUGAACAGCGUAAGCGUCUGACUAUUGGUGUCGAACUCGUCGCUAAGCCUCCUCUUUUGCUCUUUGUCGAUGAGCCCACUUCCGGUCUCGACUCGCAGACCUCGUGGGCCAUCCUCGACCUCUUGGAGAAGUUGACCAAGAGCGGACAGGCUAUUCUCUGCACCAUCCAUCAGCCUUCUGCCAUGCUGUUCCAGCGGUUCGAUCGUCUCCUCUUCCUCGCAAAGGGCGGCCGUACCGUCUACUUUGGCGACAUUGGCGAGAACUCCAAGGCCAUGACAGCCUACUUUGAGCGCAACGGCGGCUUUCCUUGCCCCAGCGACGCCAACCCCGCCGAAUGGAUGUUGGAGGUCAUUGGUGCCGCGCCCGGCUCCCACACCGAUAUCGACUGGCACCAGGCGUGGCGCAACUCCCAGGAGUACGGCGACGUCCAAGCCGAACUUCAGAGGCUCAAGGACGAACGCGGCGUCCAGCAACCCCCUUCCCAGGACAAGAACAGCUACAAGGAAUUCGCCGCUCCCUUCUUUGGUCAGCUCAAGGAGGUUACCCACCGCGUCUUCCAGCAGUACUGGAGAACCCCCUCGUACAUCUACGCCAAGACCGCCCUGUGCACGCUCGUCGCCGCCUUCAUCGGCUUCGUCUUCUACAAGGCCCCCAACACCCAACAGGGUCUCCAGAACCAGAUGUUUGCCAUCUUCAACCUGCUCACCAUCUUCGGCCAGCUUGUCCAGCAGACCAUGCCCCAUUUCGUUAUCCAGCGGUCCUUGUAUGAGGCGCGAGAGCGCCCGUCCAAGGUGUAUGGUUGGAAGGUCUUCAUGCUCAGUCAGAUCAUUGUCGAGCUCCCGUGGAACACAUUGAUGGCUGUCAUCAUGUACUUCUGCUGGUACUAUCCUGUCGGUCUCUACCAGAACGCCAUUCCCGCCGACCAGGUUACGGAGCGUGGUGCUCUCAUGUUCCUCUACCUCCUCGUCUUCCUGCUCUUCACCUCGACCUUUACCGACUUCAUGAUUGCCGGCUUCGAGACCGCAGAGGCAGGAGGCAACAUUGCCAACCUGCUCUUCAUGCUUUGCCUCAUUUUCUGCGGUGUCCUCGCCAACCCCGACAGCCUCCCCCGCUUCUGGAUCUUCAUGUAUCGUCUAUCGCCCUUCACAUACAUCGUGUCGGGCAUGCUGUCAACCGCCGUCGCAAACACCGAGAUCGCGUGUGCAGCCAACGAAUUCCUGCACUUCAAUCCCCCUUCCGGACAGACGUGCGAGCAGUUCAUGGCCAGCUACAUGUCCGCGGCAGGCGGGUACCUCCGGGACAACAACGCCACCACUGACUGCCAGUUCUGCCCGAUCCAGUUCACCAACGUGUUUCUGGACACUGUCAACAGCAGCUACGCAGACCGCUGGAGAAACUUUGGCAUCUCCUGGGUCUACAUCAUCUUCAACAUAUUUGCCGCGCUGGGUCUGUACUGGCUGGCCAGAGUGCCAAAGAAGGGCGGUCUAUUUGGCAAGAAGAAGGCCGAGUAA
Colletotrichum graminicola M1.001 is the source of this 4566-nucleotide messenger RNA. Its product is annotated as ABC-2 type transporter. The coding region runs from base 1 to 4566 and encodes 1521 amino acids. The transcript has 2 exons. Gene Ontology annotation, molecular function: ATP hydrolysis activity; ABC-type transporter activity; ATP binding. Gene Ontology annotation, cellular component: membrane. Gene Ontology annotation, biological process: transmembrane transport. Lineage: Eukaryota; Fungi; Ascomycota; Sordariomycetes; Glomerellales; Glomerellaceae. The record is from RefSeq and is a predicted model, not a curated record.